AUGUUUCGUCGUAUCGCUUAUCAAGCAAACUCAUCCGGCGACCACCGUGCAAUGGCCGAUUUCCAAGAUGCUCGCGACAUGGUGGCACUUACGAAGCGCAAGAUAGUGGUUGGCAUAUGCGCGAUGCGCAAGAAGGUUAAUGGCAAGCCCAUGAGGGAGAUCUUGUCGCGACUGAUCGAGUACUAUGGCGACAAGCUGGAGAUGGUGCUGUUCGAUGAGGAUACGAUCGUUAACCGUCAGGCGUCAGAGUGGCCGCUGUGCGACUGCUUCAUCAGUUUCUACUCGCACGGCUUUCCGUUACGCAAAGCCGCCGAAUACAUCCAGUUGCGCAGUCCUUACGUCAUCAAUGACGUCGAACGACAGACGACGGUGUACACAAUUUUAGACAUGGCAUUCAUCGAACAUCCAAGAUACGAAGUCUUAUACAGGAGCUCGGAUAAUCCAAGCAAAAACCGAAUAGUUGAAUUCGAGGACUCCAUCGAAGUCAACGGCAUCGUGUUUAACAAACCAUUUGUAGAAAAGCCGGUUUCAGCCGAAGAUCAUAACAUUUAUAUUUAUUACCCAUCAUCAGCCGGUGGCGGUUCACAAAGACUCUUUCGUAAGAUAGAUAAUCGGAGCAGCAUUUACUCGCCAGAGAGUAGAGUUCGGACCGAGUCAUCGUAUAUUUACGAAGACUUCAUGCCAACCGAUGGAACUGAUGUAAAAGUGUACGCAGUGGGACCGGACUACGCCCAUGCGGAAGCAAGAAAGUCCCCGGCGUUAGAUGGAAAGGUAGAGAGAGACUCGGAAGGAAAAGAAGUACGCUAUCCCGUAAUUCUUAGCAGCAAGGAGAAACACAUUGCUCGAAAAAUCGUCUGCGCAUUUCGGCAAACCGUGUGCGGAUUCGACCUUUUGCGUGCCGAUGGAAAGUCGUAUGUGUGCGACGUGAACGGCUUUUCGUUCGUCAAAACGUCGAUCAGAUACUAUGAGGAUACGGCAAAGAUUCUUGGCAACAUGAUCCUUCGACACCUGGCUCCUACGCUGCAUAUUCCAUGGGUGAGGCCGUUUCAGUUAGGUAAUUCUAUUGGCCAUAUUUACCGUUUCGUUGAUAAUACUAUUUACGUUCCUAUUUUCUGAAU
Molecule: messenger RNA, 1118 nt
Organism: Soboliphyme baturini
Lineage: Eukaryota; Metazoa; Nematoda; Enoplea; Dioctophymatida; Soboliphymatidae
Source: the annotation of a GenBank genome assembly